AUGAGCAUCUCACAACCAAAACAUUUCUACUUCCCAAACAAGGAGAACGUCCCAUUGUACUUCUCCUCUCACAGUUCCUGGGAGUCAUUCCCCGUUGCAUUAGUCAUCUCCGGCAGGGGAUUUAACAAGAAUAUAAUGGGAUCCGUAAAAAGAAAGUUCGAGCAACUUAUCAAAGCCAACUCUGACAUGGAUGCCACACUGGAUAAGUUCCUAGGAGGCUCUCAUCCCCUCGCUUUCUACAGGGAGGAACUGUUGGGCGGAACCCCCAACUCGACUAUCCCACUGCUCGUGCAGGCUUGCAUGGUAAAAUUUGAUGUUUGGUGCAUACUGGUCGAUCAAGGGAGCUUAGUGGAUAUCAUGUACACCCAGCUGUUCGCUACCCUACAAUUGAAUGAAAGCCACCUGACCCCAUACAUGGGCUCAGACCUCUAG
Messenger RNA from Vicia faba (fava bean), 432 nucleotides. The record is from the annotation of a GenBank genome assembly. NCBI's taxonomy places the organism in Eukaryota, Viridiplantae, Streptophyta, Magnoliopsida, Fabales, Fabaceae.